AUGAAAAAAAAUAAAUUUGGACUUCUAGAGGAUAUAACAGAACCAGGACUCAUUAAGAAAAGUAAUGAUGUAUCAUGGAAGAAUGAUGAAAUUUAUAAAUAAACAAAUUUUGACAAAAAUACUACUUAUUUCCACAUUAUGGGUAAAAUAUAAUACUUAAGAUUAUAAAGGUCAUGAGGAAUCCCAUGCUGUAAGAAGAAGAGAAAUAUUGAAAAAUCAUCCAGAAAUAUAAGUGCUAUUUGGAAAUGACAUCAAUUCAGCUUGGUUAGGAAUUACAUUUGUAUUAAUUCAAUUUAGCUUCAUUACUCUUUUUAGCUAGCUAAAUUUGUUUUGGUUUUUAAUAACUGCUUAUGUUUUUGGUGCAACAUUGAGUCAUGCACUUCAUGUUUUGGUUCAUGAUUUUACCCAUUUUACAUGUUUUGAAAGCAUAACACUUAAUAAGUUGAUGGCAAUUUGGGCAAAUUUCGGUCAGGGAGUACCCUCAGCCAUCACCUUUGGCAGGUAUAAAUACAUUAUGAGAUGUAUUUAGAUAUCAUGCAGACCAUCAUACUUUUUUAAAUUUGGAAGCAUUAGACCCAGAUCUUCCAUCUAGAUUAGAAUUACAGUAUAUUAAAGGUCCAGUAAUGAAAUUUUUGUUUGUGGCUUUUCUACCCUUAUUUUAUGCCUUGAGACCUGUUAUUUUAAGACCACUUAAACCAAAUGCUUAUGAAGUAAUUAAUGCAGUUUCUGUUUUUUUUGUUGAUUAUUUAAUAGUUCAUUAUAUUGGAAUGCAAGCACUACUUUGGCUUUUACUAUCUACUUAUUUUGGGUUAAGGUAUCAAAAUUAUUAUAACUUAGUGUUCAUCCUUUUGCUGUUCACUUAAUAGCAGAACAUUAUGAGUUUAUAAAUAGAAUGGAAACUUAUGAUUAUAUUGGUUGGGCUAAUUUCUUUGUACUUAAUAUUGGAUAUCAUACUGAACAUCAUGAUUUCCACAUGAUUCCCUGGACUAGAUUACCUUUACUAAGAAAAAUGGUUCCGGAAUACUAUGAAAAUUUACCAUGUCAUACAAAUUAUGUAAAUACAUUAUUGGCUUAUAUUUUUGAUGGAUAUAUGGGACCUUUUUCUAGAAUAGUAAGAUCAUCACCAGUAAAUUUCAAAUAAUGA
Paramecium pentaurelia is the source of this 1144-nucleotide messenger RNA. The record is from the annotation of a GenBank genome assembly. Lineage: Eukaryota; Ciliophora; Oligohymenophorea; Peniculida; Parameciidae.